Pieris rapae (cabbage white) is the source of this 2398-nucleotide messenger RNA. RefSeq names its product ras-related protein Rab-30 (gene Rab30). Bases 314 to 922 code for a protein of 202 amino acids. Gene Ontology annotation, cellular component: trans-Golgi network. Gene Ontology annotation, molecular function: GTP binding; GTPase activity. Lineage: Eukaryota; Metazoa; Arthropoda; Insecta; Lepidoptera; Pieridae. The record is from RefSeq and is a predicted model, not a curated record. The transcript has 4 exons.
UGAAACUUGAAGUAUUUUUGCUAUGUUAUGUAAAUUAUUGAAAACAUCAGCUAAAGAAAGAGAACCUUAUAUCAAAUUAAAUUAAUCUAGCUAAUUCGUAAAUUUUGAUUUAGUAGUUAAUCUUAUCUUAAAUAGAAAAUUUGAAUGAAUCAUAAUGUCGGCCGUAGUGUGUAUCAUCUCGUACGUAUUGUGAACUCACUAAAGCGGAACAGUGAACGGCGAAAAUAAUUUUUACAUAUAAUUUGCCAGCAUUAAGGUCUUUUCUCGAUUUCUAUGAUUUAAAUCUAAAGCAAAUGUGAUUUGGUACAGUACUAUGGAGGACUAUAAAUUCUUGUUUAAAGUCGUGCUAGUCGGUAACGCAGGUGUUGGAAAAACUUGUUUAGUAAGGAGAUUUACGCAAGGAUUAUUUCCACCGGGUCAAGGUGCUACUAUUGGAGUAGAUUUCAUGAUCAAGACGGUGGAGGUUGAUGGCGAAAAAGUGAAGCUGCAAAUAUGGGACACAGCUGGCCAAGAAAGAUUUCGGUCAAUAACACAAAGUUACUACAGGUCGGCACAUGCUUUGAUUUUAGUAUAUGACAUAUCUUGCCAGCCUACAUUUGACUGUUUACCAGAUUGGCUCAGAGAAAUUGAAGAGUAUGCCAACAACAAAGUUUUGAGAAUAUUAGUAGGUAACAAAACCGACAGAGAAGACAGGGAAAUUCCAAGGCAUAUUGGUGAUGACUUUGCGCAGCGUAAUGGGAUGUAUUUCCUUGAAACCUCUGCUAAGGAGGCCGAAAAUGUGGAGCGUUUAUUUAUGGAAAUUGCUGUAGAAUUGAUGGAACAAGCGAAAUGCAAGGAAUUGCCAAAGUACGACGGAAGUCUCGGCCCUAUCAACGGUAAGACGACAUCAGUAGGUGACAGUUCAUGUUGUUUCAGAUCGUAAAUAAUACUUCUGACAUUUCAAAAGGUCACCUUUUAACUUCUAACUAGGAUCAGUUAGGUUAGGUUAGGGGUGUAAAUCACAACAAUGUCUGUGGGUUAAAUAAUGUAGCAAUAUUUCUAAAGAACAUUCACAGUGAUUUUAUGGUAAAGUUUUAAUGUGAAAAAAAAAUUGUUUUGUUACAUUCCAAUUUGUUAUUUAUUAUAGUGAAAUUUUAUGGAUUACUGAAACAUUUUGUGAUGUUUAGGUAAUUUUAACCACAGGUAUGCAUUGUUCAUACAAUUAGUAUAAUUAUGAAACUCCAUUGAUCACAAAAUCACAAAAGCAAUGCAUAUCGAGGACGAUGGGACUCAGUUGUUCUCACCAGGGCUAGGUAAAGUGUAAUAUUAUGUCUACGUAUUUUGAAUUUACCCAAAUUGUAUAUUUAAUAUUCUGCAAGCGUCUAGGGCUGCGAGAACCCUGAAACAGACGGUUUUUAAAUAACGAUGCUGAUCUCAAUUUCACAAAUAUCAGUAAAUCGAUAGUUUAAAUGUACAUUAGAAAUAGUUUGUUAUAAAUAUUCUUAGACGAGCUUGUCGUCUCUCUGGGGAUUCAGAGUAUUACCAGGUAGUGCAUCUGAAUUUGUACUCGAUGUAAGUCGAUAUCUUGAAUGCCUUAUUUUGUAGUCGAUAACCAUCUAAUUGUAAGGCCUUUGCGGAUGUGUUGAUCUUCUCCUGGUCCUGCACCAGGCCAUCAAAUGUUGUGCUUCUGGUGAAUUUUGUGAGAUGCGAGCGAACUGAAGUACAGGGACGACGGGUCAUAUUAACCGUAGUUUGUAGAAACUGAUUUAAUUGUUUAAAAAUGGCAAGAUUUUUAUGGUGGUAUGUUAUUAUAAAAGUUUUAUUCAUCAAAUAUCUUCAAUAAUACCAACCCUACGUGGUGCUUUUGUAUAAAUAUUUUUCAUUUUUACUUUAUUCCGAAUCUCACCCUUUUGCUUGGUUUUGCAAAGAAUUAAGUUAUUGGAGGAUAAAGAAAACGAUAUUCUCAUUACUUCAUUAUUAUACUGCCUUCGAUGUCUAAAUUUAUGUUUAAAAUAUCUUAUGUAUGUUCAAGACCAAUUUCUUAAUUCCUAUCUCAUCGGUUUUUGGUUUGUCUUAAGGUUGUAUAAUACAAAAUAUAAAUACUCUUUGCUUAAUAAAUCUUGCCUUUAAUUAAGUGUCUCUUUGAUAUUGUUACUGUUUUGCUUAAAAGAUUUUAAUAAUUUUUGAUAAUGUAUAAUUUACAUGUUGUAACUUUUUAAUAUUAUUUUAGAUUUUUUUACAUUAACGUUAUUCUUCCUGAAGUUUGUGAUGUCUUCAUUUAUUGAGAAUAUUUUUACAUUAUGAUUUGAGGUAUCUAAACUAGGAAUUUAUAUUUGAUCAUGUCAUUCCAAUAGAAAAGAAACAUCACCAAAGAAAUUGAAAUACAUGUUAAACUCGCAAUAAAGGAAAUUACGCUGUA